AAUAGCUUCACAAUGCUUUCGAGUUUUGGGAUAGUUUGUGAUCAAAUAAAAUGUUUUUGGUAAAUUUUUGUGCCGUGAUGACUAGUAUUUGCUAAUAAGAAACAAAAUCUGAUGAUUGGAUGUAAUAUUAAAUUAUUAUUUUCUUAAUUAGAGGCGCUGUAGUAGUGGCCGACUUGACACGCCAUUUUACAUGGCUAGCAGUUUCAUUAGAAUUUUGUGAUAAAAGUGAGUUUUUUCGGACGAUUUUAGUGCGGAAUAAACGAUUUGUGAAGUAAAUCGUCACAUUUCGAAGUAUUAUUUGUUUUCAUUGAGAUUUUUGUGCCCACAAUGCUUUCAUGUUUGCUGUAAGUGAAAAGAAUGGCUCAAUAUUACCGUGUGUUAUCUCAAGAUGAUAAAAGCAACGAAGAAGUGGCACAGUUUUAUCCAAAUCUUGAAGACAACCAAACAGUUCAAUACGUUAUUGCAUCAGACGGCACUCAGCAGCAGUUCCAAGCCCAACCUGUAGUUGUUUCUUCUGAUCUGAUGGUCGUUGAAGGACAGGGGCAACAAGUAAUAAUUGAUCAGUCUCAAGUGGCUUACCAAUCUCCCUCCUAUGUCAUUCAAGAAACUUCAGGAAUAGAUUUUCCAAACAAUCAACAGCAAGUGUAUUACAUGACAAACACCUCACCUAACCAUCCAGUAGUAGUGGAACAAUCAAUUACCCAACAACCGGUGGUUUUGAACCACCAGCUUAUGCAAAAUCAGAUGUCAAAAGUCAACAAUCCCAUGCAUCAGACAGGAGUCAUUAAUGCAUCAGUUAUACAAGACAAGAAUAUUGUGCAAAUGAGGAAUCAAAUCAAAGCUGCUACCAAACAGAAUAAUAUCGUGAAUGCAAGGGCUUUACAAACAACACCACAAAAAAUGAUCUCAAAGGACGCAUCACAGAAUUUUCAAAGUAAUCUCAAUGAUGAUGAAGCUGACAAUGAAGACGAAGAAACUGUAACUUUAAGGGAUGAAAGAAUGUUGAGUUACUCUCAAUAUAGAAAAAUCAUCACGCAGCAAAAACAAAAUCAAGUAAUACAAGAAAGACUCGUGACACAAAACAUCACAAGUUUUCAACAACGCAAACCUCGACCUGUAAUUAACAAUAAACAACCACCUAGAAAUGCAAAACCUAAACAACCGAUUCGAUUGAAUCGCAAUAACGCUGCUUAUGUACCGUCGUUGGAAGAACGUUAUGAAGAACACAAGUCAACACCAAUUAAGCAAAAUCCAACACAAUUUCAAAACCAAAUGCCUCAAAGACAGCACCAAAUGAAUAGAGCUUUGCCGGUCCAAGAAUCUCAAAAUCAGUUUCUGAUUCAACCGAGACAACGGGAUAGCAAACCGCAAAUUCAACGGCCUUUGCCGCAGUUUUUGCACACGAGUCAAAUUCAAAAUAUUAUUGACAGUGCACCCAAAAGUGAAGAAUAUUCUGAUUCGAUACGUAUGUUGGUUUUAUUGGACAACGGAGAGCAAAGACUUAUCACAUUUACCCUACCUAAAGAAGCUUGCACAAUUCAGGAAAUUCUCGAACAAGUCGGAGUACCAUUUACGAAAGACACUCCAAUUCAAGUCUCGGAAGCUAAUUCAAAUGGUUUAAAUUAUCUUGUUGCUGUUGGUAACGUUCCUGGUUUUUCUCUGGAUCCUCCUGAAGAAAUAACUCUGGAAAAUGAAUAUGGACAACAACAGGUUCUACAAGUAAUCGAGCAAGAACCACCACCUCUUGUGGAGUCAUCACCUAAACCACCUUCACCAGAACCACCUAAAGAAUUACCGCCUAAAAUAAUCGAAGGGCUUUUGGCAGUUUGUCAAAUUUGUGGUUACUUAUCUGAAGAUUUUAAUAAAUGUAUGAGGUGUAAAAGGAAAUUGCCAGAAAAUGUUAAAUCAGUUCCUGCUGUCAAUAGUAAUGGGAAAAAAGUCGAUCCGAGAAGUGGGUUAAUUGAGAAGAGGCUGGCAAUACAAAAAACUAACGGAAUUCCGAGAAUGAACUUACUACCGAAAAAACGUCCAUCAAAACCUAAAUUACUAGAAUGUGAAACCGUCGUUGUAAGUUCAGACGAGGAAGAAAGCGAAAAGAAAACUCCUGUUAAGAAUGUGAGUGAACAAUUGUUAGAAAAGUUAGGUGCUGCAGUAACAAUAAGUCCUAUUUCGAAAGAACCUUCAAUUGUGGAUAUCCAAAAAAGCAGUAUGACAAUCAGAGGUUCCGAAAAAGUUCCUUUUGAACAAGUGAAUAGUACUUUAUUGCUGUGUAGAACUGUACGAAUAGGGUCAUACCGGUUUGUUCCGCCUGAACCAAUUCGAGUUGACUCAAACGGUGUCAUUUUAAAAGUGCCCCACCCGAAAGUAGAAAACACAAUAAAAAUAAUAAAAAUUGAAAGUUCAGAUAUUGUUAAAGUGUUGAUAAGUUUUCAAAAGUCUCUCCCAGUGUUGUUUUACUAUUUAUUACCUUCAGUUGGUGCUAUGGUUCGAACUGCAUUAGAUAUGACUCUAGGUUCGGAUUAUUAUUUUGAUCCUCUGUCUGAAAUCGAAGAAGCACACAGGAGGAUAACAUUACUACCAGAGACGCUUUCUGAAGAGUCAAAACUUGUUUUACAAAAAAUUUAUUUGAAGAAUUGUUUGCUAGAUGAACUGACUUACAAAGAGGCCAACGAUAUUCUUAUUAAAACAUGUCCGAAAGAAUUAUCAAAGUCGGUUUUGAGUUACAGUAGUGUUUCAGAAAUCAAACCAAUAUUGAUGUACCCGGCCGAAGGAAGAGGUAGAAUCACAAUUAAUACAGAAGACUACAUGUGUCUGGGCCAAGAUCAGUUUUUAAAUGAUGUUAUUAUUGAUUUUUACUUAAAGUAUUUGUUACUAAAUUUACCGAAAGAACAUCAGGAUAAAGUUCACAUAUUUUCAACAUUCUUCUAUAAAAGACUAACAACAAAGCCGUUAAAGGCUUCCAGAAAAUCUCAACCAACAGAGAUUGAUCCUAAUUUAAGUCCAGCACAGAAAAGACAUAGUCGCGUUAAAACCUGGACCAAAAACGUUAACAUUUUUGAAAAAGAUUUCAUCAUAGUUCCGAUUAAUGAAAAUUGCCAUUGGUUCCUCGCGAUUAUUUGUUUUCCCAACAUGAACGGUACUCAUACCAUGGAUGGUCAACCCAUUAAAAUUGAACCAAAACAAUCGCAAAAAAAGAAAAAAGUUGCUACUUCUGCAUUGAAAGAAAAGAACAUCGACCCGUCACUUACGUGUGAAGACGCUGAUUCAAGCGACAAAGAUGAAGCAGAAGGAGAUGAUAGCGAAUUGGAUUCUGAUGACUCUGAAGAACCUCCCCAAACUCUUUCUGUGGAAAAUAAUAGUGAAAGGCCAUCGAUUAAGCAACCAUGCAUUCUAAUAUUUGAUUCUUUGGCGGGGGCAAGUCGCAGUAGGGUCGUGGCCACACUUAGAGACUACUUAACAUGUGAACAUAAGGCAAAACUCAAUGAAGAAAAGAUAUUUACAAAAGAUAUUAUCAAAGGUGCAUGUCCGAAAGUUCCUCAACAAACUAAUUUUACAGAUUGUGGAUUAUACUUGUUACAAUAUGUCGAACAGUUCUUCAAUGAUCCAAUUAAAGACUAUCACAUACCCAUUUCACACUUGAAAACUUGGUUUGAAGAAAUUACAGUGACGAAAAAAAGAGAAGAUAUUUCACUUUUAAUUCAGUCACUAAUGAAGGAAGCUGGGAAAGAUUUGAACAUAUUGCCAGAUCUUAUAUUCCCAACCCAAAAUGGUGAACUAACGGAACGAGCACUCAUGGAAAAAGAAGAUAAAUUUAUGGACGAAGACGAAGUGAUGGAAGACGAAGAUGAAGAGGAUUAUGUCCCACCAGUGGGAAAGGCGACGAGUGAUGACUCAAGUGAAUCAGGAGAACCGGAUCCAGAAGCCCAAGCAAAUUUCAUCUUAAAACCAUCAAACGAAGGUGUUGUUAAUUCGGAGAUUACUGAACAGACUGUAAUAAACUCAACAUUGUUGAAACCAGAUAUUGGUGACUUACCCAAACAAAGCAGUAAAGACACGCUUUCUUAUCUUAAAGCGAAGCGAAUUCUCAGACACAAGAAUAACAUGAACAGUGACGGUGGACCUGAUUCAAAAAAAGUUAAAAGUGAAUCUACAUCUAAAAAGUGACUAUUUUUAUCACAGUAUUUGAUGCAAAAUUUGUGAUUGUUAAUAAAUUUUUGUAGGCGUA
Messenger RNA from Tribolium madens (black flour beetle), 4225 nucleotides. RefSeq lists its product as uncharacterized. Gene Ontology annotation, molecular function: SUMO-specific endopeptidase activity. Gene Ontology annotation, cellular component: cytoplasm; nucleus. The coding region runs from base 358 to 4164 and encodes 1268 amino acids. The record is from RefSeq and is a predicted model, not a curated record. The transcript is spliced from 16 exons. NCBI's taxonomy places the organism in Eukaryota, Metazoa, Arthropoda, Insecta, Coleoptera, Tenebrionidae. Gene Ontology annotation, biological process: protein desumoylation.